Messenger RNA from Monopterus albus (swamp eel), 1213 nucleotides. RefSeq lists its product as uncharacterized. The transcript has 2 exons. The coding region runs from base 310 to 1098 and encodes 262 amino acids. The record is from RefSeq and is a predicted model, not a curated record. Lineage: Eukaryota; Metazoa; Chordata; Actinopteri; Synbranchiformes; Synbranchidae.
UUUAUCUGUGGGGUAUAGCUCCAAAGUACAAAAACAAAAACGUUUUUAGUGUUUUGCUAAGUUCAAUAACCUUAUAGUUAUAGAAAUGUAAUAUUUGGCUCAAGUUUUGCUGUUGGAAAAAACACAAAAUAAUUUCAUUGCUAAAAUACCAACUAAUGCUUGAAAUCAAAUGUGUAUGCAGUAAUGCUUCUCCUUAGCCCCAAGUGCCAAGCUUUGUGAAUGUUGAGAUCUAUUUUACUGUAUCUGAAUGAUUAUUUUUAACAGACUUUCUCCUUUGUUGAUUCACAGGAAUGUGUUACACAACUGAAUAUGAGGGAACUACUAUCAGUUGGCAUGGAUGGCCCCAGUGUGAAUUUCAAGUUGGUGGAUCUUCUCCAGAAAGAGCAUGCAGAGCUCUACGGAGGUGCUCAGGUUGUCACUGUUGGAAGCUGUGGACUUCACACCCUCCACAAUGCUUUAAAGGCAGGCUUUACUAUGUGGCAGUUGGAAAAACUUCUGCGAGCCAUGCACUUCCUUUUUCAUAAUGUUCCUGCCAGGAGGGAAGACUUCACUAGCCUGACAGGGUCCUCCUGCUUUCCCUUACCAUUUUGUGGCCAUAGAUGGGUUGAAAACGUUCCUGUGGCAGAGAGAGCAGUUGAAGUUUGGCCAGUGAUUAAGACAUAUGUGGAUGCUGCAGAGAAAAAGAGGGUCCCAGUCUCUUGCACUGCUUCAUAUGACACCAUAGUAACAGCACAAAAAGAUCCUUUCAUUAUUGCAAAACUCCAGUUCUUUCUGGCAAUUGCAAGGACUUUCAACCCCUUCUUGACAAAGUUCCAAACCGAUGAGCCAGUGUUGCCCUUCUUGGUCAAAGAUUUGACUGAGCUGCUGAUGAGUUUACUGAGGCGGUUUGUUCAACGAGAGCUCCUCCAGGACCUCACACCCCUGCAGCUGAUCAAAAUAGAACUAAAGGAUGAAAAGAACUUGGUCUCCCCUAUGAGUAUAGACAUAGGCCUGGGUGCUGAAUCUGCCAUCAAGGUAAUUUUGAUAUACUUUUUUUUUCUCCAGAGAUGCACAUGUGUUUUGGGUUGCAUGCACAAUGUACCAGGAUGUAUGUUGUAAAAUUAACUUUUUGUAGUAGUACUACUACUGAUACUACUAUGCUUAGGCUGCUACUACUAAUAGUAAUAAUAAUGAUAAGAAGAAAAAGAAAUAGGGAUAAAAAAGUAAAACAGAU